Messenger RNA from Macrosiphum euphorbiae (potato aphid), 471 nucleotides. The record is from the annotation of a GenBank genome assembly. Lineage: Eukaryota; Metazoa; Arthropoda; Insecta; Hemiptera; Aphididae.
AUGAAAAAGUUGCAGCUAUUCAACAUAAUAUAUAAAAAAAAACAGCCAAAGAUCUUAAAAGGUUUUUUGGUGUCAUUAAUAAUUAUUAUCGAAGAUUCAUACCAAAAGCAGCUGAGCACCAGAACCUUAAACGUUUGCAUAAAACAAACAAAGAAAUCUUUGAUCAUCAAAUGGAAUGAAACAUUAGUAGAAGCAUUCAACCAGUGUAAACUUUAUCUAGAAAACGCUUCAUUGCUUACACAUCCAGUAAACUAUACCACAAUAGCAGUUUCAGUAGAAGCUUCUAACUUUGCUAUGGGCCCUGUGCUUGGACAAAAAGAAGUAGACAACAAUGUUAAGGACAUUUGGAAACCAUUGGCUUACUAUUCUAAGCCUUUAAGUGAAACGCAAAAACAAUAUAGUACGUAUGAUAGAGAAUUGCUUGUAAUGUACUCAGCAAUAAAAUACUUUCGACAUUGGAUCGAGGGGUGA